Messenger RNA from Thelazia callipaeda (thelaziosis nematode), 1221 nucleotides. The record is from the annotation of a GenBank genome assembly. NCBI's taxonomy places the organism in Eukaryota, Metazoa, Nematoda, Chromadorea, Rhabditida, Thelaziidae.
AUGCCGUCUCCAGGACGUAAACGAAGAAAAAUGAAUGCCGAGUUUUGUGAUAAAAGGAUACAAGGAUUGAGAGAUGUAUAUAUUGUUGCUGCUGUGCGCACUCCUAUUGGUGGUUAUCGUAAGAUGUUAAAAAAUUGUUCACCUGUUUAUUUAGGAGUGAUUGCAACGAAAGAAGUGAUUAAAAAAUCUGGCAUUUCGUGCGUUGAUGUUGAUGAAACUAUUGUUGGUUGUGUUCUCACUGCGUGCCAUGGUCAGAAUGUCGCUCGACAAAUUUCAAUUAAUGCUGGUAUUCCUGUCACUUGCUCUAGCGUAACUAUUAAUAAAGUAUGCUCAUCGAGUAUGAAAGCAGUCAUAAUGGGUGCUCAAGCAAUUCAACUAGGCUAUCGUGAUGUAGUUUUGGCGAUAGGUACCGAAAGCAUGAGUAAUGCUUACUAUGGGAUACCUCGUGGAGACGACAACAUGAGUACUCCGUCUGUAGAUAGUAUGUUUGAGGAUGGAUUAAACGAUGCUUUCACGAAAUUGAAAAUGGGAGCUUGUGCGGAAAAAACGUUUGAGAAGUAUUCAAUAAGUCGUGAAGAACAAGAUGAGUAUGCCUUGGAGAGUUAUAGAAGGGCUCAGAAUGCUUGGAAGGAAGGCUUGUUUAAUGAAGAGGUGAUAUCGGUGAAAUGUCCAGAUUCUAGUGAAUUAUUUCAAGAUGAAGAAUAUAAAAGGCUGGAUAUCUUAAAAGUACCGCUCUUAAAACCGGUGUUUGUGCCAGAUACUGGAACAGUAACAGCAGCAAACUCUAGUUCUAUUGCUGAUGGUGCAGCUGCAUUAUUAAUGACAAGUGGUACUUUCAUUUCUCAUCAUGAUUGUCGACCAAUGGCACAAGUGUUGGGUUACGCAGAAGCUGCAAUCGAACCCACAGAAUUUAGUCGUGCACCAUCUGUCGCCGUAAAAAAAUUACUGAGCAGCACUGGUCUAUUGAUAGAAGAAGUUUCAUUGUGGGAAGUAAAUGAGGCAUUUGCUGCUACGGUCAUUGUUUUUAUGCGUGAUAUGGGUCUGGACAGUAGUCGUAUUAAUGUUCGGGGUGGGUCUGUUGCGCUUGGUCAUCCCAUUGGUGCAUCAGGCUCACGAAUUCUUGUAACUCUUCUUCAUGCUCUAAAGGGUAAUCAGAUUGGUGUUGCCACGAUAUGCAACGGUGGUGGUGAAGCGGUCGCUGUUGCGGUAAAGCGGCUGUAG